AUGGAGGAAGAGCUGAAGUGUCCUGUGUGCGGCUCUCUGUUUCGGGAGCCUAUCAUCCUGCCCUGUUCCCACAAUGUCUGCCUGCCUUGCGCUCGCACCAUCGCGGUGCAGACCCCGGACGGCGAGCAGCACCUACCCCAGCCGCUCCUGCUUUCCCGGGGCUCGGGGCUGCCCGCGGGUGCCGCCGCUGCUCCCUCACUGGAGCACGACGCGGCGGCGGGCCCGGCCUGCAGCGGUGCCGGCGGGAGUGCAGCUGGCGGCCUCUGCGGCGGCGGUGCGGGAGGUGGUGGAGACCACGCGGACAAGCUGAGCUUGUACAGCGAGACAGACAGCGGCUAUGGGUCCUACACCCCGAGCCUCAAGUCCCCCAACGGGGUUCGCGUGCUGCCCAUGGUGCCCGCACCACCCGGCUCCUCCGCCGCCGCGGCUCGGGGUGCCGCCUGCUCCUCGCUAUCCUCGUCUUCGAGCUCCAUCACGUGCCCGCAGUGCCACCGCAGUGCCUCCCUGGACCACCGCGGCCUGCGUGGCUUCCAGCGAAACCGGCUGCUCGAGGCCAUCGUGCAGCGAUACCAGCAGGGCCGCGGGGCCAUGCCGGGGGCGUCUGCAGCCGCGGUGGUGGCCAUCUGCCAGCUGUGCGACCGCACCCCGCCGGAGCCAGCAGCCACGCUCUGCGAGCAGUGCGACGUCCUUUACUGCGCUGCCUGCCAGCUCAAGUGCCAUCCAUCCCGGGGACCCUUCGCCAAGCAUCGCCUGGUGCAGCCGCCACCGCCACCGGCGCCCGCCGAGGCAGCCUCCGGGCCCACUGGCGCCGCCCAGGGCGCCCCGAGCGGAGGCGGCGGCUGCAAGAGCCCAGGAGGCGCGGGGGCCGGGGCGACUGGGGGCAGCACGGCCCGCAAGUUCCCCACGUGUCCCGAGCAUGAAAUGGAGAACUACAGCAUGUACUGCGUGAGCUGUCGAACCCCGGUGUGCUAUCUGUGCCUGGAGGAGGGCCGGCAUGCCAAGCACGAGGUGAAGCCGCUGGGGGCCAUGUGGAAGCAGCACAAGGCACAACUAUCUCAGGCCUUAAAUGGAGUUUCGGAUAAGGCAAAGGAAGCAAAGGAGUUUCUGGUUCAGCUGAAGAACAUACUGCAGCAGAUCCAGGAAACGUCCAAGGCAGUCCACUCAAUAAGCUUUGUCUGGGAAGGCUCUGUGGUCCGCUUCUUUAUGGCCCACUCUGCCCAUGGGCACUGCAGAGACUUGUGGGCAAACAGUGGGGAGCAGCCAGACCAGGUCUGGCCCGGGGGAGGCGUGUACCUGCACAUUGCGGUUGAGGCUGAGGGCUGGCAUGAAGACCCCGUCCACGUGGCUGAAAGCUGUGGGGCCCUGCUGCUGCCCGUUGAUGAAGAAAGCCAUGAUGAAGACUCCCCUAGAGGAACCACGCUGUUCAACCCCCUCUUCCUGAGAGCAUCUGGGAUCUGCAUACUAGAAAAAUCGGGUUCUGAUGAGCAAGUGAGGAUGCUGAGGUCGAUGAAGAUGUGGCCAUCCAGGCCUUCAGGAAAUUUUGAAAGGCCCCUACCCUACAUUGGCUCAUCUUCCCAGAAACAUCCUAGGGUCCCUCGAAAAGCAGUGUAUGCCAGGCAGAAGGGUGCUGAAGUUGAAAUCAAGUCCUCUGUUGGAGUCACCAUCCCACAGGUGACCAAUAGCAGAACCUUGAGAACGUCCAUUCUGCUCUUGAUCAGUGUUGGCAAUGUCAUUGAGAAUGAGUUGAUCUACUGGACGCUGCUGGUAGGGCAGAGGGAAGGUGAGCAGCGAGAAGGAUUCACGACAGGAAGUCCCGAGGAGGACUUGGUCCUGCCCAGACAGGUGUUUCCGGAUUGGGCAGGGCUUCCCCGAGGGUGCCCUGGCAGCAAGCAGGGUAUCUGGGUGCCAGUUUGGCUUCAGCAAGCAGAGACGGAGCUGAUGGGCCUGGACUUGGCCCCUCUGUGGGCAGGAGGGAGAAUGGCCAGCUUGCAGGGUCUGGGCAGAGGCACAGAGCUGCCCGCCUCUUCCCCAGGACUCAGGAGAGAAGGGGCCCUGCCUACCAGCAAAGAGGCAGGCAGACAGGGUCCUGAGGGCCCUCGGGCAAGUCCUUGGCCCAGAUUAGACCUGGCUUCCCUGAGAAAGAAGAAGCUGGUCCUUCCUCUGCAGGAAGGUGCCCCAGGGGCUGUUAUAGGAGCUGCAGAGAUCCCGAUGCUCACCAUCGGACGUCUGCAGGACGACAGUUUUACUGUAAGGCCCGACACCAGAAGAGUUGAAAGCUUUGACUCGGGCGUUGUAGGUGCUGUUGAAGUGAAGACCAUCGAUGGUACACAAAGUCUCCUUACCGACGUCACCCUGCACACAGGAUUGGAAGUGCCGACUAACCUGGGGCGGCCAAAGCUGUCAGGCAAUUAG
Messenger RNA from Rhinopithecus roxellana (golden snub-nosed monkey), 2412 nucleotides. It is a transcript of the gene TRIM67, whose product is annotated as tripartite motif containing 67. Gene Ontology annotation, molecular function: zinc ion binding. The record is from RefSeq and is a predicted model, not a curated record. NCBI's taxonomy places the organism in Eukaryota, Metazoa, Chordata, Mammalia, Primates, Cercopithecidae.